Molecule: messenger RNA, 7092 nt
Organism: Symbiodinium natans
Lineage: Eukaryota; Dinophyceae; Suessiales; Symbiodiniaceae
Source: the annotation of a GenBank genome assembly
AUGGCCCCGAAGUUCCCCAACAGCGUGGUCAAGCUUCAGUUGCACAUGGCCCUGAAGUCCCUCGACAGCAUCUCCAAGCCUCAGUUGCACAUGGCCCGGAAGUCCCUCAACGGCAAGUUCAAGCCUCAGUUGCACAUGGCCCCGAAGUUCCCCAACAGCGUGGUCAAGCUUCAGUUGCACAUGGCCCUGAAGUCCCUCGACAGCAUCUCCAAGCCUCAGUUGCACAUGGCCCGGAAGUCCCUCAACGGCAAGUUCAAGCCUCAGUUGCACAUGGCCCCGAAGUUCCCCAACAGCGUGGUCAAGCUUCAGUUGCACAUGGCCCUGAAGUCCCUCGACAGCAUCUCCAAGCCUCAGUUGCACAUGGCCCGGAAGUCCCUCAACGGCAAGUUCAAGCCUCAGUUGCACAUGGCCCCGAAUUCCCUCAACAGCAUGUUCAAGCUCCAGUUGCACAUGGCCCCGAAGUCCCUCAACGGCAAGUUCAACCUUCAGUUGCACAUGGCCCGGAAGUCCCUCAACGGCAAGUUCAAGCCUCAGUUGCACAAGGCCCUGAAGUCCUCCGACAGCAUGGUCAAAGUCCGUUUGUGCGUGGUCCUGAAGUAUACCAACAACCUGUCCAUGGCAGUGUUCCUCAUGCGAGCGUUCCUGAAGAUUGUGGAGAUCAAGAGCGUGGAGACCCCGAGCAACCCUGCCUCUUCGUCGACCGCUGUCAAGACAAAGGCCACAGCAAAGUCACCUUUGUGCAAGCUGUUUGCAAAGGUGGACGAGGGCUGCAAGUAUGGAGCUGGUUGCCGGUUUGUGCAUGAGUGGGGUGGUGUCGCCAAGAGGGAUCGUUGUCAUCUUUGCAGUGGAAAAGGGCACUUUUCCAAGCAGUGUCCUACGAAGGUGGAACCGAAGGCGAAGGCUUCACCGAAAGGGACGAAAGGAAAGGGAAAGGGCGCUGGAGAAGAUGGUGGUGAUGAAAAGGUGGCCAAGGCGGCAGUGAUGGAACCAGAGCCACACCCAAGCCCUGCAACGUCCUCCCCUACGAGCCCCAAGAAUGAGUCACAAGCCAAAGACGGUGAACCUCAGCAACAGGACCUUCGUGAAAUGCUUGGUGAGGCUACCCAGGCAAUAAGGUCACUGCUGGCGAGCGGCGCAUCUUCCUCGACCUCCUCUUCGUCUACCUCAGCAGCGGUGGAAACUUUGCAGCGACAGCUUGAUGAAAUUCGUCUGAAGGUGAUGAGACUUGAAAAAGAGCCCGCCUCUGGUGGAACCUUUGCUUUGCUGGACAGUGGGGCAACGAACAUCCUUCGCGAAGCCAAGUCGUCCACCGAACUGCAAGGCGCUAAGCUGACUCAGGUGGUUCUGGCUGGGGACACGAAACGAGAGCUUCACCAGACUGAAGAAGGUACCAUCAUCGCCCGAGGAGUCGGACCUGAACGAGUGCAAACCAUAAUUCCUAUGGGUGCUCUUGUGGACAGCGGCUACAAGGUGGUGUGGACAAAGGGGAAGUUAAGCGUGAGCCAUCCAGAAUAUGGUCGCUUGAGGACGAGGGUGACUUCGGGUUGUCCAGAAGUUGCAAAUGAGGAGGCGAUGAAGAUUGUGGAGCGCUUGGAAGGGAGAAAAAGGAAGGAGGAGCUUAGUGGCAAACUGUCUAUGCUGAAGGCGAAGAUUGAUUCGUUGGCGGAUGUGGAGGCGAGGCCAUGGACGACGUGGGCAAGAUGCUUCGUGGAUGAGCCGAAAAUGGGUCACUUGGUGCAGAUGGUGAUGAAGGCUCCGCUUUUCGAAGGCAUGGCAGAGGCGAUGGUGGAGAAGUUGGUCCCAAUGGAAGGUGAGAUUCCGAAGGAUGAGAAGGAUGGUUGGCAGCUGCUGAAGCAAUUGCCUUUGUCAAGGGCGAAACGAAAGGCCUUGAUGAGAUCGGCAUCGUGGAUGGUGAGGGUGUGUCCAGCGGCGAAAGGACAAAAUCCUGAAGGUGCGUUGUUGGAAGAGCUAAGGAACCAGCAUGAGAUCUUGGACCUGGGGGCGGAGCUGCUCAAGGAUGUGGAUGGGGCUGCAGUGAGAGUCUUGUUCUGGGCAGCAGCUACAGGGAGGGUGAAGUGCUGGUGGUGGAGAUUCGAGGACAAGGAAGGGACAAAGAGCCAAAGGGAGGCACAGGUGGCAAUGAGCUUCCUGAUGUAUGUCGUCUCGAAGUUCGCAACCCCCUUGUCCGAGCAGGUGGGCUAUGUGGCAGAAGGUGAGAACGCUUGGAGUGAUGGAGAACGAGAUCUUUGGAGAAGAUUUCAAAAGGUCACAGACAUGGCGUUGGAACCGGUGAAGCUAGGAGCCGAAACAAAAACCCUCUUUACCAACUACGAUGUGAUGGUGGCCAAUGACCAGGACAAGGGUCAGUUUGCAAGCAGUGCUGAUUUGUGGAGAAGGGUGGUUGAUGCUGUUGCCCUUCGUGCAGUGAUGGGACCGAGAGUGAGGGCAAUGUCAGCCAAACAACGGGCUGAGUGGAGAACUCACCUUUUACAUGAUCACACCCCGUUUAGGCGGGAUUGUACCGUCUGUACACAGGCGGCGGCUUUGGGCCGACCUCACCGGACAAGCAAGUUCCCACAAUGUGCAUUGGCAGUGGACACAGCAGGACCUUUUCGGCAUUUGGGCAGAGAUAUCAAUGGUAAGUCGUACCGGUAUCUUCUUGUGGGGGCUUACAGGGCCCCGAGAGUCUUCCUCCCUGCUGCUGGAAAAUCACAAAAGGAGAUGGAGCAGGAGAAGGAGGAAGGUCCUGAAGUACCACAAGGUGAACCAAAUGUGGAGGAAGCGUUCCCGCCUGGAGAUGAUCCCAUGGAGGUGGAUAACGCUGCCAAGAGUGAUGAGGAUGAGCUUGUCGAGUAUGAGCCGUCCCUUUCGAACCCAAGCGAUGUGGAGGAGGAGAUUGCGGUGAAGGCAGUGAAGGAGCAAGCUCUAUCAAGCGGCGAAGCCAAGGAGGAGAAAGGGGAGAAGCCUAUGUCAAGCCUGGACAAGGAGAUCAGCAUGAUAAAGGGGGCCCUUGAAUACGAGACCAUCUACAUCGUUCGACCUCAACACUCGAGGAAGUCCGCCGAGACCUUGAGGUCGAUCCAAGAGAUGAGAAUGGAGGUGGUAAGUGAAGGUCUUCCGCUUCAUCGUCUUCACAGUGACACAGCAAGGGAAUUUUCCACAGACUCCUUGAAGACUUGGUGCGCCGAGCAUGAUAUCGUCCACACUCGUACCUCUGGUGCAGAACCUGCAGCCAACUCGAGUGCAGAAGUCGGAGUGAAGUGGGCAAAAAAGGCGGCGAGAACAUUGUUGUCUUCGGCAAAGGCGGCACCUGAGGAGUGGCCAAUGGCGGUCGCUCAUGCUGCAGCAAAGAGGAAACAACGACUUCUUCGGCCUGGAGAUCCACACCUCCCUGCGUUCGGGCAGGAAGUAUGGUUUCGUGCGAAGACCUAUGUUGGGGCAAAGGAAAGCGCGGCGCUAAAGGAUGAGAACAAGGAUGUUCCGCCAAGGUGGAGGAGAGGUUACUAUCGCGGUCCAGCAAGUGAUGUACCGAAUGGACAUUUGGUGAUGAGAUCCGAUGGGGGCCUACUGAUUGCAAAGGGCAUUCGAGCAGGACUUGUGGAUCCAACAAUGGUGGAGCCCGCGCUUCUCCCUGAGCUUCGUGCUGAAGUACCUGAGUUUGUCCCACCGACAAGAAGGGCAAGGAAGAAAACAACUUUGGGGGAAAGGGAGCAAGAGGAAGAUGAACCUCCUCAAGGCCUAUCUCCACCUGAGAGGUACGCAAAAGGGGUCCUGGAUAAGAACGUUCCGGUGACGAGGGAUGAGGUGGAAAUGCUUUCGGCCCUAUUCCCCCAACAGGAUCUUCCCCGAGAUGUCCUUCCCUUGCCAGACGAGGAGAUGUGGUCUCCCAAGUCAUGGGGCGCCGGAGCCUACAUACAUGGUGGGGUGGCGGGUGUGAGACGAUCGACUACCUUGUUCCCGUACUCCACGAAGGUCCUCACGAAGUUCGUCAAGGAGGCUGAUCCUACCCACAAGUUCAAUGCGGUGGCCUUGUUCAGGGGAGAGCUAUGGGUCGAGGGCGAGCCUGAGGAGGGGAUGGAGAGCUAUGUGCACAAGGAGGGCGAUGAGGUGAUCAAUGGUUUUCUCCUCCAGCCUGCCAAGGGAACGGUGAAGUUUGACUCAAGAAGAAGGAGGUGGAUGUUACCCUGCUUACCUGCUGGCUUCAACAUGUGCAACGAGAAUCGAAGCAACGUCGAUGGAGAGAGCAACGAUGGGGCAGGGGCAGUGGCGCCGGAGAUUUCCAAGAUGAUGAGGGUGUUCGAGGAAAUUCCUGAGGAGGAGUUACCUAGGAUGAGGAAGGCUACUCCAGAGAACAUCUACACUGAGAAUGUGGAGGAAAUCUUGAAGGGCGUGAGUGACGAUUUGAAGGUCGUCCAAACGGUUCGCCAAAGCGAGGUCGUUAAUCAUCUGGACUGCUGGAAGAAGUCGAUGGAGAAAGAGAUCCAAGCGCUGGAGCAGUCGGGAGCAAUUCGUCGACUUCGUGGAAAAGAAGCAGCUGCAGUGAUGAGAGGGGGGGAAAGGACGAUGGUGCAUGGCAAAUGCGUGUACACAGUCAAACCUCCGGAUCAUCAAGGGCAAGGCUACAAAAGAAAAACUCGAAUCGUGGCAUGCGGAAAUCAGGUGGAAUCGUCGCACCUGGACCAGUCGGAGCUCUAUUCCGCAGGUGCUACGUCAGACCUUGUCAGGAUAGUCCUAGGUGAAGCAGGAGCAAAAUCCUGGGAUGCAGCGGUGGAUGAUGUGAAGUCGGCGUUUUUGUCGGCACCGAUUCCCGACAGCCCUUCCGGAAAACCACGAUAUGCCCUCAAGCCUCCUCGUGUUCUUCAGUUGGCGGGUUUGGUGGAGGAGCAGGAAGCAUGGGAGGUGGAUACCGCGUUGUACGGAUUCCGGCAGAGUCCAAAGUGGUGGAGCGACUUCAGGAAUGCCAAGGCCAAGCAUGCUGAGUUUGAUGCAAUUUGUGAUGGGAAGACGGUUCGUGCAGAGCUGAAGGUGUGCAAGAACGGAUCCGAAUCUUUUCAAGAUUGUCACCAAGGCGACCUCCAGUUCUACCAUCACGAACCCCAAGGCGACCUCCAGUUCUACCAUCACGAAUCCCGAGGCGACUUCCAGUUCUACCAUCACGAAUCCCGAGGCGACUUCCAGUUCUACCAUCACGAAUCCCGAGGCGACUUCCAGUUCUACCAUCACGAAUCCCGAGGCGACUUCCAGUUCUACCAACACGAAUCCCGAAGGCCUGAUGCUUCCUUUGCAGUGACGAUCCUGGCAUCGCUAACCACUCGGGAUCCAACCAGGGCCAAUGUCAUCGCAAAAAAAAUCUUGAAUUACUUCAACUCGACGAAGGAGUGUUCGAUGAUGACUGGUGAGAUCGAGUGCCCAGGAAUGACAACUCUGAGUUCGGCGGAAAGCGAAGUUCUCUCAAUAACUGAUGGCGUGCAGCUCAUGCUUGCUGUUCGGGCAACGUUGAUGGACAUGGGCCUUGGACCGAUUCAGUGCCAAGUGAUGGUCGACUCGACAGCGGCCAUUGCGAUUCUCCAAGGGGAUGGAGGAUCAUGGCGAACUCGCCAUUUGAAGCUGAGGUACCAUUGGCUGAGGGAGUUGGUGCAACAAGACCAAGUUCGCCUCAUCCAUUGCCCAGGGGAUUGGCAGCUGGCAGAUGUCUUGACAAAGCAGGUACCUUCAGUUCGCCUACGACACAUGAUGCGUUUGUGGGGAAUGAGGGGGGCAAUGCUAGCAGACGCGGAGCCGAAGGUGAAGAUGUUGCAACCAGAGCCUGAGAGGGAGGAAAGCCCUUCAUGGUCGUUGGGGUCAGGUCACUCUAGUGGCUACUAUGACAGGGUUGCAAAGCACCACUUCGACGCCUACUACAAGGACUGGGAGUCCUCGGAGGACGACGAGCAGCAGCCCUACGAACAGCAGCCCGACGAGCAGCAGCCCCACGAACAGCAGCCCGAUGAGCAGCAGCACCAAGAACAGCAGCCAACAGUCAUGACUAGCAGACAUGUAGUAGCAUCCUCGUAUACCUUGACCUGGAGUCUUAGGUUAGGGUGUUUGGUUAGUCUUCUGUGUUGUGCCCGUGGCGGUUGGGAUGAUGACGACGCACCUGUGGCUCGGCGGGAUCAAUCCUUGGAGACAAUGAAGGGCGUGGAAGUCGAGAUUUCAUGGGACUUGUACGUCGCUGUGAUGAUUGUGGGGGUGCUUGCUGUUAUGGUUUGGGAGUUUGUAAAAGGCUGUGGAAGAGGAGUGAACGAUUUGGUCGCUGUUAGGGCGCUGAGGGUGCCUUCAGUGGAGGCCAGACCGUUGAGACGAGAUGAGCUGAGAAGAUUGCAGGCGCUGCUGAAGGGUGAUGCUUCAACGUUGAAGGAGCAGGAAAGGUACGAGUUGUUGGACCUAAGUGCAAGAUUCCGGCAGGAAGAGGCUGCUGGUUUCGAGACAACUGCUCGUGCACGACGGACUGCAUCUGCAACCGAGCCAUCGAGUGCUUCGACUUCGUGGCAUGUGAGUAGGGCAGAGGUCGGUGUUCAGACUGACCCAUGGCAACCUGCAGCCGUGAGAAUGCAGCCAUCUCAAGAGCCGAUCCGCAUCAAGGUGAUCGAGACACCGUAUUGUGGGCCGUACUUUGUCUCAAGUCAUCUACCCUCCCUGCGGCUCCGCCCAGUCGUGCGCGAGGGCAGGGUGGGAUCAUUGCCCUGGGCAGACCUUGACCGCGUUGACCUCCAGGCGAUCCGCGACGCUGAUGUGGGUGGGGCGGGCAACGCGGUGGGACCUGCCGGCUGCCUGGCUGCUGCAGCACCACUAGCUCUGCCACCAGCCGCGACCGCCGAGUAUGCUGCCUCGCGUGACUGCGCCAUUACUCGCUGCCUCACCACGCUCGUGGGCCAUGUGGACGCACCAGUGACGCACCGCUGCCCAGCAAUCGGAGCGAGCGGCGCGCCUGCCAUUGCGCUUCGGUGGCUUGGGCUUGCGAGGGAUGUGAUGGUUGGAGCUUGCUUCUUGACUUGCGCACGUGUUCUUCUUUUCUGCGCUGGAGGCGCAUAUGGUGACUUUGGCCACCUUUGA